CCCCGGGAACCAUGAGAGUGCUGGUGGCUGGAGGGUCCGGCUUCGUGGGGAGCGCCCUGGGCCGCCUGCUGAGGGUCCGAGGCCACACGCUCACCCUGCUGUCGCGCCGGGCAGGGCCUGACCGCAUCACGUGGGAUGAACUGCGGGACUCCGGGCUGCCUCCCUGCGAUGCUGCCGUCAACCUGGCCGGGGAGAACGUCCUCAACCCCCUCCGCCGGUGGAACGAGGCUUUCCAGAAAGAGGUGCUCAGCAGCCGGCUGGAGACCACCCGGACGCUGGCCAAAGCCAUCGCCGCCGCAGCCCACCCCCCCAGGGCCUGGGUCCUGGUCACAGGUGUAGGAUAUUACCGGCCCAGCCCCACCGCGGAGUAUCACGAGGACAGUCCCGGGGGCGACUUUGAUUUCUUCUCUCGCCUGGUGAGCGAGUGGGAGGCGGCUGCCAAGGUCCCAGAGGACUCCACGCGCCUCGUGGUGGUGCGGUCUGGGGUCGUGCUGGGCCGUGGCGGAGGCGCCCUCCGCCAGCUGUUGCCGCCUUUCCGGCUGGGCCUGGGCGGGCCCGUCGGGACGGGCCGCCAGCCCUUCCCGUGGAUCCACGUGGAGGACCUGGCGGGCAUCGUGGUCCACGCCCUGGAGGGGGACCGGGUGCGAGGGGUCCUCAACGGGGUGGCCCCGGCCCUCACCACCAACGCGGAGUUUGCCCGGGCCUUGGGGGCCGCCCUGGGGCGCCCAGCCGUCCUCCCGCUCCCCGGCUUCGCCGUGCGGGCCGUCUUCGGGCGGGAGCGGGCCACCGUGCUGUUGGACGGCCAGAAGGUCCUGCCCAGGCGGACGCUGGCCAGUGGCUACCGGUUCAAGUUCCCAAAUCUGGAGGCCGCCCUGAGGGAGGUGGUGGCCUGAGGGGCGACAGCCAAGCCACCCUGGGCGCAAGUAGCCCCACGGCCCGUUCUCCUCGCCUCCGAUCAGGGUCCCCUCCUGUAUAGAGCCGAUCUUCGGUCAAUAAAUGCGCGUAGUUCACA
Molecule: messenger RNA, 1012 nt
Organism: Tachyglossus aculeatus (Australian echidna)
Lineage: Eukaryota; Metazoa; Chordata; Mammalia; Monotremata; Tachyglossidae
Gene: SDR39U1
Product: short chain dehydrogenase/reductase family 39U member 1
Exons: 6
Coding region: 12-893 (293 amino acids)
Source: RefSeq, a predicted model, not a curated record